UAUUCCUUCUGAUAUAAGAAGCGGUUCGUGUGUCGAGAAGCGAGAGGAACACUGAAGAGAAAAGAAAUAUAACAGCCAUGAAGAGUCUCGUCCUUUUCUUAUUUCUUUUCGUUGUUGGUCUUUGGGUGACUGAAGGACAGCAGUUGACUCAAGGACCGUCGGUGGCUACAGGACUGCCAGGGACUAGGGAAGGAGGGGAAGAACAAGAGAGUGCGCCACUACCAGAUGAUGAAGAAGAUUUAGGGAGUGAUAAAGACCUAGGGGACGGCGAGUCGCCAGGGAAUGACGACGAGUCAGAGGAUGAAGGUGAGUCGGAGGAUGAAGGCGAGUCAGAGGAUGAAGGCGAGCCAGAGGAUGAAGAAGAGUCAGACGAUGAAGCGUUAUCGGCUGAUGAGGAGUCAGAGGAUGACGAUCAGGGAGGGGAUGGUGACGAGUCAGACGAUGACGACGAGGGAGGAGAUGAAUACGAAUCAGGGGACCCGGACGAGUCAGGGAAUGAAGACGCUUCAGAGGUAGUUGAUGCAAUUGAUGAAGAAUCCGACAGUGAAGUUGACCCGGUGAGUGGAGUUCCGCCGUUUCAUAACGAAACAGUUGAUUCUGGUAACUCGACGACAGAAGGAGAAAGUCUUGCUGUGCCCAAACGUCUGCGCAAAUGUUGGAAGGGCUGUUAUAGAAUCGUGACCUAUAAAAUAUCAAGUAGAAAGCGGUGUGCGGAAUUAAAAUGGUGCAUAAAAUACAGAACUGGCUAUAAAAGAAUUCGUACACCCUGUUAUAAUUGCUGUAAUGGAUGGAGUGACAAGAAUGGGCAGUGCACAGACAUCAACGAGUGCAAAGGGAGGAACCCGUGUGGCAAAUACGGAAGAUGCCGCAACAGACUAGGAUCUUACAGAUGUUACUGUAAACGAGGUUUCCGUUUCAAUGGGAGAACAUGUGUUGACAUCAACGAGUGCAAAGGGAGGAACCCGUGUGGCAAAUACGGAAGAUGCCGCAACAGACUAGGAUCUUACAGAUGUUACUGUAAACGAGGUUUCCGUUUCAAUGGGAGAACAUGUGUUGAUAUUAACGAAUGUUUACGCAAACCUUGUCGUUCUGGGGCCACAUGUCGCAACGCCCUCGGGUCCUAUCGUUGUAUAUGUAAACGAGGUUACCGAUAUGUAAAGAAUCAAUGUGUUGAUAUCAACGAGUGUAAAUAUAGAGGACGCUGUGAACAUAUAUGUGCCAAUACUCCGGGAUCCUACAUUUGCAGCUGUAGAAAGGGUUAUGUAAUAUUUAGGAAUCGUUUCUGCGUGGACAUCAACGAAUGUAGGUGCAACAAUGGUGGAUGCCCUUUCCCUUACAGAUGUAUCAACAGACCCGGGUUCCACUAUUGUGAUUGCCCCUUCGGGUUCGCUGCUAAAGGGAACUUUUGCAACCUUAAUAUACCAAGAGAGAAGCUGAACUUUACCCUCCCAGAUCAUAAAUCAUUCAUACCAAGAGUAAGACUGCCAGUUCCUACUAUUCCUACGUUACCCACAAAAUAAACGCGAUGGUCAUAAAUGGAAUGCUUACAUUUUGUUCUCAGCAGUUCUCCUCAAUCACAGCAGAUAUGGUAUCUAAACAUCUACAACAACAUCAAUAUCGACUAUUACUGUAAUUUUAUAUUUUUAUCAGGCUAUUUUUUUUCAAUUCAUUACUCAAAUAAAACAUUUCAGUCAAAAACA
Molecule: messenger RNA, 1700 nt
Organism: Octopus sinensis (East Asian common octopus)
Lineage: Eukaryota; Metazoa; Mollusca; Cephalopoda; Octopoda; Octopodidae
Product: fibulin-1-like
Exons: 8
Coding region: 78-1520 (480 amino acids)
Molecular function (GO): calcium ion binding
Source: RefSeq, a predicted model, not a curated record